AUCCACUCAUACACAGAAGACGACGUACAUGAUGGACCGUUACUACUCGAGCAAGAUCUGAAUGAUUGCCUGUCUCUCGCUACCGAAAGAUCAAGGCUUGACAGUUCUGCCUCCACUCUACCACCCCUUCACCCGUGAACCGACCUGACCGUCACCGAACCUUUGCAACAUGGACGACCCAGGCCUUAGCUGGCCUGCGUGGAAGUUUGGGCUGAAGAGGGCUGACCUCUUCACCUCUCUCCACGACCAGUACAAUACUUUUACCUUCACCCUCCAAGACCCCGAGGCCUUCCACGCCGAUGUGUCCGAGAUCUCGCACGAUGCCCAGACGACCGAGGAGUUCCACCGCAUGAUGGCCGAUCGACGACAGCAGCGCCUCCUCGAACUGAACGAGUCUUUGGAGUCUCUAGCCUACGAAAUCAUCGGCAACCCCAAGCUGAUGGACUCGGAGCACUGGACGUUUGCCCUGCAGCUCUUCCGCACGAAGUCGUUCGACUCACUUGUACGAUACUUCGCCAGCUACAUACCGAGCGGACUACACGGUGCCCAGGAGGCACGCUCGAACCACUCCUCUUAUUCCGAAGCAUCGAGUGUCUCGUCUACCAGCACCGACGCCAGCAGUGUCGACGAUACCACCCACUCCGACGACGUUUUCUGCACGGGUCCCGUCAUGACCGAAGAGCCGUCUCAUCUCGAUUCCGCACAAUACACACGACCUGGCGUUGACGCUCCUCUCUCGCCUCCCGAAUCCGAAGCCACGACUUGCGCGUUCGUCGACGAUGACGACGAAGCGGUCUUGUGCUGCGAUUCUACAUAUGCACGCUCGCGGUCCAUGUCGUUCUCUGGCUCAGAAUCGUGCCUUCUCGAUUUCAGUCGACCUAUCCUCCACGAUGACGAUGAAGAUCACGAUCAUACCUCGCAGUCUGGCAGUGACAACACUGCCCCAACGUCCGUAUCGGACGGCGAAGAGGUUCGCUCGUCGAUUGAUUCUGUGGAUGGUAAAGAACUCCAUUACUCUCACUUUGAAGAUGAAGAGGAUGAUGAACUUCUUACCGCACAGUUCCCCGAAGAUGCCUUUGACGUCUACGACGCGGAACAAUACAUCUCUGAAAAUACCCCCACCGAGUCCGACACCCCUACACCGAGACAGGAUGGUGUGUCGACCAACUCGUAUAUCGACUACAAGUCGCUCCUCAGCCGCCGGCUUCCUUCGCCUCACCGACAGACGCGACGCUCACCGUCGCCGUCAUCGAGAGCACACCGAGAUGUGGGGUCGUCCCCACAUGAGGUGCGGAGGAGCCCAGACGAGGCACACAGCAAGAUCCAGAAACCGGUCCCCGAUUCCAUGCGGAGAAGAGUCAAGGGAAGGACAUGAUGGCCGGGAAUAUCUGUACAUAUGUGAUCUUACUGUACUUAUCACGAUACUAAUGAUACCAAAACAUGAAAGCACACGAUAGCCUCACGUCGCGUAGUCCGGUCGUGCUUCUACUCAGCUGUGAGUGUUCAUGAUCACGCAGUACUAAUCACGGCGAGCAAUCAUUCAACCAACUCUCAGAGCAAGAGUCACGCCAAUAUGACUUCUUGUUAAGACU
Molecule: messenger RNA, 1592 nt
Organism: Emericellopsis atlantica
Lineage: Eukaryota; Fungi; Ascomycota; Sordariomycetes; Hypocreales; Bionectriaceae
Exons: 1
Coding region: 170-1375 (401 amino acids)
Source: RefSeq, a predicted model, not a curated record